UGACACUCAAGGCAAAGAAAAAUGACUACGCCUAGUUCUCGUCGUUCUUUAUAUUCUUUGCUCUUUAUUUCUUCCAUUCUAUUUACUUCAUUUUCCCUUAUCUCUCAGGCACAAGCCAAGCCCCUAUUAGUGAAUGGACUAUCAUAUUCUUUCUAUUCCAAAACCUGUCCCAAUCUUGAAACCAUUGUGAGAAACCAUCUCAAGAAGGUGUUCACGCGAGCUAAUUGGCAAGCUCCAGCCUUACUCGUCAUUUUCUUCCAUGAUUGUUUUGUUCAGGGAUGUGAUGGGUCGUUGCUGCUGGAUGGGAAUCCAGGUGAAAGGGAUAAUCCACUGAACCGUGGAAUAAGCCAUAAAGCAGUGCAAACCAUUGAUGAUAUAAGGGAAGUUGUCCAAAAGGAGUGUGGAAGGGUCGUUUCUUGCGCAGAUAUCACUGUCUUGGCUGCUCGUGAUGCUGUUUUCCUAUCCGGAGGGCCCGAUUAUGGUGUGCCACUAGGAAGACGAGAUAGUCUAAACUUUAGCUUUGAAGAAGCAAGCAAUCUUCCAUUACCCUACAACAUCUCUAAUGUGAUACUUGAGACAUUUGCUUCCAAAAACUUUGAUGUCAUAGAUGUGGUUGCUUUAUCAGGUGCACACACUAUUGGUCGUGCACAUUGUCACACAUUCUACAAUAGACUUUCUCCUCUAGACCCAAACAUGGACAAAACCUUAGCCAAAAUCCUCAACUCAACUUGCCCAAGUACAUACUCACGUAACACUUUUCAUUUGGACAUUAGAACCCCUAAAGUGUUUGAUAACAAAUACUACAUUAACUUAAUGAACCACCAAGGUUUGUCCACCUCUGACCAAGACUUGUUCUUAGAUAAGAGGACAAAGGGACUCGUAGAGGCUUUUGCACUCAAUCAAACCUUAUUCUUUGAGAAAUUUGGGGAUGGGUUUAUAAGGAUGAGCCAAUUGGAUGUGUUGACGGGAAAUCAAGGUGAAAUUCGUGCAAAAUGCAAUGUGAUAAAUGAUAAGAAAUCUAUAGAGAUGUCUAUUUUGGAUGAGACUGUACAGAUACCCAUCAAUUAGUUUUAUGUUUUGCCACGGUUUGUACUUGUGUAGUUCUUUUGUGUGUUGUUUGUUGCUAGUUCAUAAAUGUUUCUUAUAAUUUGAUUUUGGGCAUUUUUAGUGUUUCUUAUUUAAUUGUGUAUGGGUCGUGCAUGUAAUAAGAACUUGUACUUUGAGUUUGCAAGGCAAGUAAAUGUUGUUUGAUUUUUCUC
Molecule: messenger RNA, 1259 nt
Organism: Cajanus cajan (pigeon pea)
Lineage: Eukaryota; Viridiplantae; Streptophyta; Magnoliopsida; Fabales; Fabaceae
Product: peroxidase 12
Biological process (GO): hydrogen peroxide catabolic process; response to oxidative stress
Molecular function (GO): peroxidase activity; heme binding
Source: RefSeq, a predicted model, not a curated record